Molecule: messenger RNA, 2754 nt
Organism: Dracunculus medinensis (Guinea worm)
Lineage: Eukaryota; Metazoa; Nematoda; Chromadorea; Rhabditida; Dracunculidae
Source: the annotation of a GenBank genome assembly
UUGUUAAAUUUAAACUUUUGCAGGAAAUGUAAAUACAAAUUAGGUGAAGCAAUUCCUUCAACAGCUGUUAUUCAUACUUUGUCACUUGAAAUCGUUGGCAGUUGGUCAGAACUUGCUUCAGUGAUUUUGCCGGUAUUGUAUUAUGUUGGCCCAAUGAUAGCUUAUCGGCCGAAAGCGGUUGUAAAACUGGUUCGUUUAAUGGCAGUAUUUUUCGAAGAAAAGACGAGGGAUCCAGAUUUGAUCAAAUUGACUCAUUCAGACGCUAUCUCAAAUGCAUUUAUUGACGCGGCAGAUGAAGUUUUAAUACCAUCACUCUCACUAAGCGGUGGUAAUUGUGCGUUGUCCGAAGAACUGUGGAAUUUGGUUUCUCAUUUUUCUUACGUUAUUCGUUAUCGGAUGUAUUCGCGAUGGAAAACGGUUCAUACCUCGAGACAUCCUCAAAUCAAUAUUUGUAGAGGGAAAACUUUUGGCAUGACGCGUUAUGUUGUAAAAAGGUUAUCGAAGGAAACUGUACGAAUGAUGGGUAGACAACUGGGAAAAUUGUGUCAUAUGCAUCCAGCUGUUGUAUUCGAUUAUAUUCUUGAUCAGAUUCAAACAUUUGAAAACUUGAUUGAACCUGUUGUUGAAUCUAUUCGUUUCCUAAGUAAUCUUGAAUACGAUAUUCUUUCAUUCUGUUUAAUCGAACAUCUGGCUUCUCCUGAUAAACAACAGUUAAAGGCUUCUGAUGGGACUCUGUCACCAUGGCUUCAGUCCCUUGCCACUUUUAUUGGCAAUGUUUUCAUGAGAUACAAUAUGGAAUUGACAGGUGUGCUUCAAUAUGUGGCUAAUCAGUUGAAAAAUGGAAAAAGUUUUGAUUUGCUCGUUCUUCGUGAAAUUAUUCAGAACAUGUCAGGAAUCGAAUCUACCACAGGUUUGACUAAUGAUCAGAUAGAAGCGUUAGCUGGAGGCGAGACUCUUCGGCAAGAGGCUGGUUCAUUCUCAGUGGUUCGUUCUAAUAAACGUGCGACAAUUCGUCUACGAGAAGCUCUUUUUAGAGAACAUUUGAUUGUUGGACUUUCUAUCUUAACGGCUCAACAACGCCAGUGCAUUGUUUACGAAGAAUCCAGCGAUAUACCUCUAAAACUUGCUGGACAGAUGCUUGAUCAGUGUCAGGAGACGAUGGUGCAGUUUGGAUCAUUUUUGAGGUCAAGUAUUCGCCAAGAAGAUUAUUGUAGUAGAAUGCCUAGCGCCCCAGAAUUAAUCGAAAAAUAUCAUUUGAGCAUCGAUGCAGCAUUUUUCUUAUCUCGUUCGACGCGUUAUUCGAUAAAAAUCGAAGAGCAUUACGUGAUGCUGAUGGAUCUAAAACAAAAUUGGAUUCUGCUCUUCGAAAUAUUUAGUGAAGCUUUUCAUGAAGUAAUAGCAGAUUUAGAAAUAAAACUCAAGUUGUUAAUACCUGAUCACCUAUGGAACGACAUCUCUACAAAGAUUUUCGUUUUAUUUUGGAUGCUUACAAUGUAUGAUAUUAACACACCAAAGGCUGCAUAUGAAAGAGAAUUACAACGGUCACGACGUGCCAUUAAUGCAGUUUCUGAAGCUGCUGAAAUGAGUAAAACGAAGCGAGCAAAGGAAGAAGAGCAAUUGAAGAACCUAGAGAAGAAACUUAAUGACGAACUUAGAAAGCAAUUUGAUCAUGUCGAUCGCAUUCUUACAAUAUUUCGUAACGAUAAAGAAUUGCUUUUCGCUGAUUGUACUCCAAAAUCACGUGGUGCUCAAAUGGCUCGCUUUCUGCAAAGUUGCAUUAUUCCACGUGCAAUAUUUACCGACUUUGAUGCAACAUAUUGCGCUCGUUUCGUGCAUCUUUUGCAUCAACAACGCACUGGAUUCUUUCAGACUGUUUUCUUUUUCGAUAAGUUAUUCAAUGAUAUAGGCAUUAUUUUGGCAACACUUUCUGAAAAUGAAGCCAAUUGCUUUGGACGUUUUGUUUCAUUGAUUCUCGAAACUGUACAGAAAUGGCAUUCUGAUCGAUCAAUUUUUGAUAAAGAAUGUUAUCGAUUUCCUGGUUUCAUGACUAAGCUUCACGUUAGAAAUGCGGAAAAUACUGGCGAUUCAUCCAAUGAUGGCAUGAGCUAUGAAUCUUACAGAACACUUUGCCAUAAAUGGCAAUAUCGAAUGACACGUUCAUGCAUCGGUAUUCUUGAUGGUAGCGGAUAUAUUCUGUUGAGAAAUUGUCUUAUUGUUAUGAUUAAGGUACUCCCGUAUUUUCCUUUAAUAGAAAAUCAUAUCACUACUAUUGAAAAAAGUGUGGUCAAAGUACGUGAUGCAGAGAAAGGAUCUCGCGAUGAUAUUUCUUUAAUGGCGGCUUCGUAUCUGGGCCACUUAAAAAUGCGAAAAACUCAAGUUUUUACUGAAGCUCAAUUCCAUAAUCGAUUGGAGCCCGUCAAAAAGCCAAAUCGUGCUGUUCCCAAGCCUUCUGAUACAAAGAAGUCAGUCCUCAAAGGAAGUGAAGUUCAUUUGAAUGAAAAUGCGCAAAAUAAUAUAAAAUCAGAUGAAGCUACUAUUUUUGAUGUCAAAAAAGAAAUUUACAUUAAUGUUGAUACGAGAAAGCGUGCUGUCGAUUCUUCGGAUUCACCUUUGAAAAAAAAGCAAAAAGGCGAAGUGGAAACAAGUCCACAGUCUUUACCAAGAUCUGUAAGACAUUUUCAUAUCUUGCUAAUUUCCGAUAAUAAUUCCGAUGCAAAAUUGCAUUAUGAACUUGAAUUAAAGGGAAAAAAAUGA